CGCAAAGUAAAAGUGACAGCUGGAAAAUGGCGUCCGGAAUGAUAUGCGGUGUUUAUUUUUAUUUAUAUCCUUGAAAACUCGAGUAUUAUCACGAUAAUAAUGACAGUGUUUGUAUAGUGCCAGCCAUGAGUAACGUGUCUGUCGACAUGGCUUCUGGAUCAGAGGCUCACGCGUCGGCGUAUGUGGAUAGUUCGUCGGACGACGAAUGUCUUUUAGCCGUGAAACGAAAAGCCGAAAUCGCGGGAGAAAAUGAGAAAAAAGGUAGAUAUGACGAAGACAGUGAUGGGGAGCCGAUCAUGGCUGGUGUCCUGGUCACCGUGGAGGUUGAGGAAAUCGACGAGGACCCCUUGGAUUUUAAUAAAACCGACAAACCGAAGAAAUCGAAAAGAAAAAAGCAAAUCAAAGAAAAGGUAAACAAGGGACGGACACACCGUUGUACAGUCUGUGACACGGAGUUCAAUACCAGUGCCGAGUUAAAAACCCAUGGACUCGAACACCAAGUCAAAACAAGGCAUAAAUGUGAGACCUGCGGGAGGUACUUCAAAAAGGCUUUCAGUUUGAGAAUGCAUUCGAAGGUUCACUUAGAGAAGGGACCGCCUCAAUGCACUCUCUGCGGACUUAAAUUUAAUUUAAAACACUAUUUGGCAAGACACAUGGCAACACACGAACGGACGGCGGAAUGUGACCAGUGCGAUGCGAAGUUCCACACAAACUUGCAGCUAAAGAAUCAUACGAAACAAGCGCAUUCCAAAAAGAGGGUAGAACAAGAUAAUUUAACGAAAACAACCCACGAAACAGCAAACCCAAGCUCUUCAGCCGGCUACAACACGCAAUCAGACCAAGACAUCAAAAACUCAGAAGACGAAUCCGGUAAGCCAACAUUUUUGUUCAACGAAUUUGAAGGUUGUCUCAAAAGGGAGGAUCUAAGUCACCCCACACAAUGUGCUAUUGUCAGUAAAAUGCAUAAAGGUAGAUCUGUAUCAGACGUGUGCAGGCUAUACAACCUAACCCCAGAAAUAGUUAACGAGAUUUGGGAGGAUAGAGAAAAAUACGCGUUACCCAAAAAGGCAGGGAAAAGAACCACGAGAUAUAUGAACAGUAUUCUCGAUACGAGGAUCGUAGAAUGGUUCCAAACCCAGAAAGCUAAUGACAUACAAGUCUCGGGCAAAAUGCUACAAGAUAUCGCCGAGAGCUUUGCAAAAGAGUCCGGAUUCGUUGCCUUUAAUGGCAGCAAGAAAUGGCUAGAUAGAUUCAAAAAGAGAUACAAUAUCACUCUUAGAGGCACCCCUUGCAAAAGAGAUUAUCACAAUCAAAUGGAAUCGAAAUGGAAAAACCAUUUCUUUAAAGAACAGUGGAGUGAUGCUAGAUUAGGGAUACCGGAUGAGGAUAUAUACACAGCUGAUGAAUUUGGCUUCUAUUAUAACCCUUCGAAAGGUCGAAUAAAAAAACUAGCAGGGAAAAAGUACAUACAAGGGUAUGUUAAAGACAGAUUGUCAGUUUUCCUUUGUGCUAACAUGCCUGGCACGGAUAAAAAAAAAUUGUUAGUCUGUGGUACUGAAGAUCCUUUACUCCAUUCGUUUCGGGAUCCUGAAACUUUGCCAGUUACCUAUAUAAGGCACCCACAAGCUCAUUUCACCACUCAAAUGUUUGAAGAGUAUGUCAAAUAUUGGAAUAGAGAGCUUCAAUUAAAAGAUCGCAAAGCAAUUUUAGUUUUAGACAGGGCUACGAUACAUUCAAAAUUGCAAUUAUCACAUUUGAAACUGGUCUUUGUACCUUGGAAAGCAUCUAACGGUUUAAUACCAAUGAAAAAUGGGGUUUCGGCGAAAUUUCGCGACGAAUUUCGAAGGUUGAUUCUUGAAGAGAAAGCUAUGAAUGUUUUAAGAGGUGUCGAUAGAAAUAUAACAUGCUUAGAGGCGCUCAAUAUGCUAGAUAAGGCCUGGGAGAGAACGCCACCUGAUGCGAUCACGAAAAGCUUCUUAGACACAGGCUAUGACGUAACUGUACCAGAGGAAAUUAGGCAUGUAGACAAACCAAAAGUUUACGAGAAUGAUGAGGAAAUACUAGCAAACAUGUUGAAAGAUUAUGAUGUUGAGUCGUAUUUCACUAAUCUGGGUCAUUUAGACCAAUAUUUAACGGUUGAUGAAGAAUUAGUGACUGGACAAGGGACAAACGGUUCAGUCUUUGGUGGGAAUCACAAAGUUGUUGAUCCUAUAAGUAGUGCAGAGAAGGAAAAAGAGGAUUUAAUGCCUCUAGCUACUAAUAAACCUGAGUCGGAGGAAAAGGAGGUCUUAGUUAGGAAGUCUAGGGCGUUACAAGAUCUGGAUAUAGUGAGAAAGUUUUUGCAAUCAAAUACAACUACUUUUGAUACAUUCUGUUGUUUCAUGGAAAUUGAAAAGUUUGUUAUGCAAACCGUUAUAGGUUAGUGUUUUUUUUUAAUUUUAAGAGUAUGUUUUAGCCAUAGUCAAAUCAAAACGUAGACAAUGUUUAAGUGUUAUAAAAGAAGGUUUUUAAGAAUCUAAGACAAAAUUAGUAGAAAAUGACAAGAAAGUCAACGUUAAAUGAAAUCAGCAAAAUACACGAGAGGAGCUCGUGGCUAAGC
This is a messenger RNA of Trichoplusia ni (cabbage looper), 2599 nucleotides long. RefSeq names its product tigger transposable element-derived protein 4-like. Bases 126 to 2423 code for a protein of 765 amino acids. Gene Ontology annotation, molecular function: DNA binding. Gene Ontology annotation, cellular component: nucleus. The transcript is spliced from 5 exons. The record is from RefSeq and is a predicted model, not a curated record. Lineage: Eukaryota; Metazoa; Arthropoda; Insecta; Lepidoptera; Noctuidae.